GCCUCUCAGCAGAGGAUGUGUCUGGGAGAGAGAGUGUGUGUGAGGGGAAAAGAGGAAAGCCUUCAGUAGAAUGGAUAUGUGCCCUCUCUCCUCCACCCUUUCUUCUCCUCCUUCUUCUCCUCCUCCUCCUCCUCCUCCUCAGUCUCAUCUCUGUCUUCUUUCUUCACCCUCAUCUGCCUCAUCUGCGUCGCACCCUGGGCACCAUCAGUGCCCGGCCCUCGGGGAAAAGAAGGAGACUCGUCGGGUGGACGUGCAGCAGAAAACUGAACUUCAAUGUCAGCGGGGGAUCAGAAGAAUGGUGACAAACCAGAAGACACGAUGCCAGUGGCGGAGGUGUGGCCAGAGGUGGAGAGGGCAGAGUGUUUGGCCCGCGGAGCGGCCCUGAAGUGGGCGUCGGGCGUUUUCUGUCGACCUGAACAUCUGGAGCGCCUGAGCCAGUACAAGAAGAGAGAGAGCCAGAGGACGACCUCCAUACACACCAGACUCAAGUCCAUGGUCCAGUCGUACCUGGAGGGGGUCGGCUGGGGUCUGGAGCAGCUCCGGGAGGCCAGGGCCGAGCUGAAGGAGGUGUCACACGCCUUGAAGAAAGCUGGACUGGAGGCCAACCGAAACACAGACGGCGUGAAGUCUCUGGAGAGGCUGAGAGAAGUGUCAGUCAACCACUGUCAGCUGCUCGCCGCCGUCAGCAACCUGCCGCGCCUUUACUCCGUACGAAGCAUGGUUUUGGAGACUGAGCGUCUGGUGGAGUCCCGGCGGCUCCUCGAGGCCCACGCCCGGCUGAUGGAUCUGGAGCACUGGCAGGACGACAUCCUGUGGCAGCUCCACGGGGCUGCUGGGACGGCAGGAAGCGCGCUCAGCGCUGAAGACCAGGAGCUGGUGCACAAAUAUUUCUCUGGUGUCGGACAGCUGGUGGACGCCCUCGGUAAGGAGCUGUGGGCCGUGGUGAGCAGCGCUCUGGCUCUGGCCCAACAGAACCCCACGCCGUUUGUCUCGGCGGUGAGGAUAGUGGAGCGGGAGGAGGCCCUCGACCGAGCUUUCCUGGAGGAGAGAGGAGGAACCAGAGGCAACACCAGGCCUCUGCCGCCGGGUCGGCCUCGCUGCUGGAGGGCGUGUUUCUUCCAGGUACUAGAGGAAGCAGUAUCUGCGAGGUUUCGCAGCGUUUCCUACCUGCACACGCGUGGGCCGGGUUUGGCGGGCCACCUCUCUGCUCUCCAGCACGGGAUCAUGGCUGACCUGGCCACCGUACGCCAACUGUUGGAGCACUGUGUCCCACCACACUACCAGCUAACACGAGCCUACCUGAGGGCCAGCCACCAAUGUUUACACGCUCACCUGACGCAGGUUAGCAGCUGGGACCUGGAGAGUGGUGAAAUCUUCGCUGUGCUCAACUGGGUGCUCCACAUCUACAACAGCCCAGACAUGAUGGGACAUCCAGAGCUGGUGGUCGAGAUGGAGAGAGAAGAACUGGGACCUCUCAUCUCCACCGAGGGACUCGAGCAGCUGCAGAACAAAUAUGUGCAGAGUGUUCGGAAGAGUGUGUCAGAGUGGAUGCACAAAGCUCUACAGGUGGAGCUGCAGGACUGGCAGCGAGACCAGGAGCCGGAUACAGACCAUGAAGGGUUCUACCAAACCAGCCUGCCCACUAUCAUCACACAGAUGCUGGAGGAGAACGCCCGGGUGGCUCUGAUGAUCGGAGAAUCCCUACGAGAUCAGACCAUACAGAUGGGGCUGUAUGAGAUGGAGAACCUCCUGAACAGGUUUCGAGAAGCUCUGGUGGAGUUUGGGAAGGAGCAUCGCAGGGAUCUGAGCAACAACAGAAACAAGUUCUACCUCCACUAUCUGCUGGCCUCCAUCAGCAACUGCAUCAUCCUCAAGAAGUCCACAGAGAGCCUGCAGCAGCAGCAGUCGUCCCGGACGGCGGGGCAGUUCUCUCGGACUCCUCCGAACCCUCUGGCAGCUCUGGACCGGGCAGUGAGACGUGCGUGUCGCCUGGUGAUGGAUCAGCUCCUGCUGGACCUUCAGCCUUUCCUCCCAGGCCUGGUGACCCGACCCUGGCUGGUCCAGGGAGGCCCCACCCCCAAACUCUGCAGCAUCCUGGAGCAUCAUCUGGAGCUGUACGGCCGUGUCCGGCCACCCUGCAGACAGCGGCUGCAGGAGGAGGCCCAGUGGCUCAUGGUGGUGGAGUACGUCCGGGCUCUGAUGCAGAAGAAGCUGGUGUGUCGCAACGCCGAGGAGAGGAGGCAGCUCGGCCAGCAGAUGGUUCAGGACGACCAGCAGUUUAGAGAAAUCUUCCAUGGUCUGGAGGGUGAAGGUUCAGUACCUGAAGUGAACCCUUUGGCCUUACUUCCUGUCCUGGCUGACUUCAUCCGACUCAAAGACCCCGGCAUGCUCACUCUGGAAGUUUCUGGACUUGCUGCCAAAUAUCCCGACAUCAGUGAAGAACACGUGUCUGUACUGCUGGACGUCCGUGGCGAUGUCUCCAGGGACAUCAGAGGGGCUGUGCUGGACUUACUGGAGCAGAGCGCCCCACCUCUGCCUGUGGGAUACCGGCCCAUCUUCACCGACAUCCUGGUGCCUCCCUCCACCAUGGCCUUCUGUCUGCCCACCGCCAAGUGUGCAUGACAGUGACUCAAACUGUGGCCCAGACUCAGAUUGUCACAUUUAAAAUCAGGGUGGAAGUGGUCCGUCACACCAGGAGCUCAUAACUCAUUGAUAUGUGGGACCAAACAUGCUGGUGAACGCAUUCCUGCUGAGUUUCAGUUCAUGUCGAUGGAUGUUAUUCAUCCAGACAACAACAGGCCCUUGUUUUUUCUUGCUCCACACACACGUCAUUUAUACUGGGAGCUGCCCAGUGUCACCAUCACUGUCUUCUUUAGUUUCCCACAGAGGUAGGUUCAAGGGUUCAGGGUGUUUUCCUUCACCUCCACUUCGCCAGACAUUUGAGCUGCUGGUCCAGGUCAAACUUCAGGUGUCUGGUCAAUAUUUUAUACUUUGUCACAGCUUGUUGUCUCAGUCCCAGUUCCUCAAAGUGCAAGAAGAUGUCUCCAGUUUCAGAGUGUAAUCCCACUGUGGUAAAGAGCUGUACAGCCAAACAUCAACCAGGUUCCCAGCAGCAGUCAGCCCAGCUCGGCGUCUGUCUUUCAGCCUUUUAUUUCACCAAGCUCUCAC
This is a messenger RNA of Larimichthys crocea (large yellow croaker), 3168 nucleotides long. It is a transcript of the gene exoc3l1, whose product is annotated as exocyst complex component 3-like 1. Gene Ontology annotation, molecular function: SNARE binding. Gene Ontology annotation, biological process: exocyst localization; exocytosis. NCBI's taxonomy places the organism in Eukaryota, Metazoa, Chordata, Actinopteri, Sciaenidae. The record is from RefSeq and is a predicted model, not a curated record. Gene Ontology annotation, cellular component: exocyst. The coding region runs from base 274 to 2622 and encodes 782 amino acids. The transcript has 15 exons.